Brachypodium distachyon (stiff brome) is the source of this 1733-nucleotide messenger RNA. Its product is annotated as probable carboxylesterase 18. NCBI's taxonomy places the organism in Eukaryota, Viridiplantae, Streptophyta, Magnoliopsida, Poales, Poaceae. Gene Ontology annotation, molecular function: hydrolase activity. The record is from RefSeq and is a predicted model, not a curated record. Bases 289 to 1371 code for a protein of 360 amino acids. The transcript has a single exon.
AGCUCUUGCGCCCGAUGCCAUCAACGUGGACGUGCCAACACAUGCAAUCGAUCGAGCCCGACGUGGAAACAUUAAAAUAAGCCCAUGCACGGCUUGCCGUUCCGAGCGACGCAACUGCAUGCGGAGAUCACAAAUUGUCAACCGCCCCGACUGAUCCACCUCACCUAAUCUAUACUCAUCCCAUCAGCGCUUGUGUUUAUAUAAACGCAAGAGGAAGCCAGAGCUAAAUGCACUUCAAACAGAGCGGAGAUCGUAAAUAAGAGAGACAGUUUAACUAGUUUAGACUCGAUGGAAGCCGCGGCGGAUGAGCAAGGAGCAGUUGUAGUAGUAGCGCCGCCGGCGCUGCCGCUGACGGUGCGGCUGCAGCUGGCGGGGCUGACGGCGGCCAUCGACGCCGUGGAGCGGGCCGACGGCACCGUGAGCCGCUGCCUCUACUCCGUCGUCGACCGCCUCCUCAGCGCCCGCGCCCGGACAGCCUCCGGGGUGCGCUCCCACGACGUCGACCUCGACGCCUCCCGCAACAUCUGGGCGCGCGUCUUCUCCCCGGCCGCCGCCAACGCUCAUCCUCCUUCGGCGCCGCUGCCGGUCGUCGUGUACUUCCACGGCGGCGGCUUCGCGCUCUUCUCCCCAGCCAUCGGCCCGUUCAACGGCGUCUGCCGCCGCCUCUGCAGCGUCCUCGGCGCCGUCGUCGUGUCCGUCAACUACCGCCUCGCGCCAGAACACAAAUUCCCCGCCGCCUACGACGACGGCGUCGACGCGCUCCGCUUCCUCGACGCCCACGACGGCACCAUCCCCGGCCUAACAUCCAUGGCCGUCGACCUCGGGAGCUGCUUCCUGGCCGGGGAGAGCGCCGGCGGCAACAUAGUGCACCACGUGGCGAACAUCUGGGCCUCGCAGCACCAGCGCACAUCCCGCCACGUCAGACUCGCCGGGAUCUUCCCCGUGCAGCCCUACUUCGGGGGCGAGGAGCGCACGCCGUCGGAGGUCCGGUUAGAAGGAAUCGCGCCCGUGGUGAACCUCCGGCGGUCGGACUGGUCUUGGAAGGCGUUCCUGCCGGCGGGGGCCACCAGGGACCACCCGGCGGCGCACGUGACGGACGACAACGCGGGGCUGGCGGAGGAAGGGUUCCCGCCGGUGAUGGUGGUGGUUGGCGGGUUUGACCCGUUGCAGGACUGGCAGCGGCGGUACGCCGACGUGCUGCGGCGGAAGGGGAAGAGGGUCACCGUCGCGGAGUACCCCGACGGGUUCCACGGGUUUUACGGGUUCCCGGAGUUGGACGAUGCGUGGAAGGUGUUGGAGGACAUGAAGGCGUUCGUCGAGAGCAACAGGGCGGUGGCGCCGCCGGCGAAAUUACCUGACGCUGAACGGUGAGGAAUGAUCCGAGCUCCGAGCAUUAUUAUCGAGUGGUGCGCUGGCGAGGAAUUCAUUGGUCGGUUGGUUGGUACAGUACGUGUGUGUGAUGAUCUGCUUGCGAUGCGUGGGAAACGCGGGAGUUGAGUUGAAUAAGAGUUUGUUGAUUUGUUGAUUGUGAAGUGAGUACACUGAGUAGUACCAUGUGAGGUUUGACUUGUGAUCCAGAACUGGGCAAUGUGCUGCGUGAUUCAAUCAAGCAUAUGGGACAUGAACCAUUGGAAGUUUUUAAGUGUAUCAUUUAAGUUUAGUGUUUGUUGACCCGUGGGAUCUGCGAGAUUGUUAAACAAAAUAAUUUUAAUAAUAUUUAUAAAGUUGAUUCA